Molecule: messenger RNA, 1491 nt
Organism: Nematolebias whitei (Rio pearlfish)
Lineage: Eukaryota; Metazoa; Chordata; Actinopteri; Cyprinodontiformes; Rivulidae
Product: NLR family member X1
Exons: 4
Coding region: 1-1491 (496 amino acids)
Biological process (GO): negative regulation of canonical NF-kappaB signal transduction
Cellular component (GO): mitochondrion
Source: RefSeq, a predicted model, not a curated record
AUGACUAAUAAUCUCCCAAACAGGUCCUCUUCUUUAAGGGAUUUGGUAGGCAGAAAAUAUCUCCAUCUGAGGAAACACCCUCUGCUCAGUGGAGAUGGAGACCAAGCCAGGGACGUGCUGUUUCUUUUUAAUGGAAUGGAGAAGAUGCAACUGGACUUCCGGAUUGGAGCAUCUGAGCUUUGCAGUGACCCUAAUGAGCCUCUACCUCCAGGCGUGGUUCUAGUGAACCUGCUGAGAAAAUAUCUACUGCCUGAGGCCAGUAUCUUGGUUACCACCAGACUGUCGGCUCUGGACUGGAUCCCUCACAAGUAUGUGAGUCGUUACAUUCAGAUUUGUGGCUUCAAUGAUCCAGACCGUCAGCGUGCAUACUUCACCAGCCGCCUACUGCAGCAGAGUGGAGAGGAUGCACACAACCAAGAAGCCCAAGCAAUGAUAGAGCUACUUUACCUCAACCUGCAGAGAGAAAGCCAACUGGCUGCUGCUUGUUUCCUCCCAUCUUACUGCUGGCUCACAUGUGCUACUCUUCACUUUCUUCAUUUCACCAGUGCUCAGGCGCCUAUCCGCACACUAACAGGCAUAUAUACCAGUUUUUUAAGGUUGAAUUUUGGAGGUGAGGUGCUGGGCACAAAAACAGGGACUGGUGCAUCCAUGCAGGAUAACCAGACUUCUCUGAUGAUGUACGUUGUCCGUACCGUUGGUAAACUUGCAUUUGACGGUGUGAUGCACAAACGCACAUCCUUCUCAGAAAGGGAGUUGGAGCAGUGGAUAGGUGGGAAGACCAAGACAGAUGAGGAGCUUCAUCAGCAGGCCAUGUUCCAGACAGAUGUACUGGACUUCUUUUUGGCUCCUUGUGUCAAGAGUAAACGGUAUUUACCAAAAGAGAUAAGUGAGAAUGAUGAGAGGCGCUACGUUUUUGCUGUCCCAGCCAUGCAAGAGUACCUCGCAGCUCUCUAUGUAGUUUUAGGAGAAAACAAAUCAGCUUUGGAGAAGCUAACCAGUCAACUGUCGGUGGUCAUUGGUCAGGCCAGUGAAGACGUCGGUGCCAUUGUUAGCAUCUUUUCUAAAUUAAUCCCUUUCCGGCUCUUUGCUGUUUUCAACCUACUGAAGCUUUUUCCAAAGCUUUACGAGAAAAUACGAAAUCAGAACAAAGGGAAAAUUGCCAGAACCAUGACAGCUGAAAUGUUCCGCUCGGAGGACAGCUAUAAUGAGGAUGUCCUGGAUCAAGUGGAGCAAAGCCUUUUGGGAGUCCAUGGCCCACAGCCGCAGCAAUAUGAUGACAGCAAGCCUUUUGAGCUUUACCCCAUCUUUAUGGGUGGACUGUUGCAUUAUGGGAAUCGUGUGCUUCUCCAGCAACUUGACUGCAACAUUCAGAGCACAACUGUUGUCCAGAUCACUCAGGCCCUUCGCAAGUACUUGUGCUCUCUGUCUGAUUCAUAUAUGGAUGUAAGGACGCUGUCAGAAGCGCUAAUGCAUUCUCCAAGCAAAAUGUAA